CGCCUCCGAGGCCCCCGUUGAUGCCGCAGAGCUCCCCCAACGCCGCCGCCACCGCUUCCGACAUGGACAAGAACAGCGGCUCCAGCAGCUCCUCCGCCUCUUCGGGCAGCAGCAAAGGGCAACAGCCGCCCCGCUCCGCCUCGGCGGGGCCGGCCGGCGAGUCUAAACCCAAGAGUGAUGGAAAGAACUCAAGUGGAUCCAAGCGUUUUAAUCGCAAACGUGAACCUACCUAUCCCAAAAAUGAAAAUUUUAGCAACCAGUCCCGUCGCUCCAAUUCACAGAAAAGCAAAACUUUUAACAAGAUGCCUCCACAGAGGGGCGGCGGCAGCAGCAAAGUCUUUAGCUCUUCUUUUAAUGGUGGAAGACGCGAUGAGGUAGCAGAGGCUCAACGGGCAGAGUUUAGCCCUGCCCAGUUCUCUGGUCCGAAGAAGAUCAAUCUGAACCACUUGUUGAAUUUCACUUUUGAACCCCGUGGCCAGGCAGGUCACUUUGAAGGCAGUGGACAUGGCAGCUGGGGAAAAAGGAACAAGUGGGGGCAUAAGCCUUUUAACAAGGAACUCUUUUUACAGGCCAACUGCCAAUUUGUGGUGUCUGAAGACCAAGACUACACAGUUCAUUUUGCUGAUCCUGAUACCUUAGUCAACUGGGACUUUGUGGAACAAGUGCGCAUUUGUAGCCAUGAAGUGCCAUCUUGCCCGAUAUGCCUAUAUCCACCUACUGCAGCCAAGAUAACCCGCUGUGGACACAUCUUCUGCUGGGCAUGCAUUCUGCACUACCUUUCCCUGAGUGAGAAGACCUGGAGUAAAUGUCCCAUCUGUUACAGUUCUGUGCAUAAAAAGGAUCUCAAGAGUGUUGUUGCCACCGAGUCGCGUCAGUAUGUUGUUGGUGAUACUAUUACCAUGCAGCUGAUGAAGAGGGAGAAAGGGGUGUUGUUGGCCUUGCCCAAAUCCAAAUGGGUGAAUGUAGACCAUCCUAUUCAUCUAGGAGAUGAACAGCACAGCCAGUACUCCAAGUUGCUGCUGGCCUCUAAGGAGCAGGUGCUGCUCCGGGUAGUUCAGGAGGAGAAGAUUGCUCUGGAGCAGCAGCUGGCAGAGGAGAAGCACACUCCCGAGUCCUGCUUUAUUGAGGCAGCUAUCCAGGAACUCAAGACUCGGGAAGAGGCUCUGUCAGGAUUGGCUGAAAGCGGAGCAGAGGUCUCUGGUGUCGUGCCUGCUUUGGAACAACUGGUGCUGAUGGCUCCCUUGGCGAAGGAGUCCGUUUUUCAACCCAGGAAGGGUGUGCUAGACUAUCUGUCUGCUUUUGAUGAAGAGACCACCGAAGUUUGUUCUCUGGGUUCUCCUCGUCCUCUUGCUCUCCCUCUGGUAGAGGAAGAGGAGGCAGUGUCUGAACCGGAGCCUGAAGCCUGUGAUGACUCCGAGUUAGCAGAUGACAGUCUUGGAGAGGGGAUGAUUUGUACCAAAUCCAGCCAGCAGGAACCCAUCACCAAGCCAGGCUUCACACACCUGAGUGGCUCUCCUUGUUACUACUUUUAUCAAGCGGAGGACGGGCAGCACAUGUUCCUGCACCCUGUGAACGUGCGCUGCCUUGUGAGGGAGUACGGCAGCCUGGAGCAGAGCCCAGAGAAGAUCUCGGCGGUAGUGGUGGAGAUCGCCGGCUACUCCAUGUCUGAGGACGUUCGACAGCGUCAUAGAUACCUCUCCCACCUGCCGCUCACCUGUGAGUUCAGCAUCUGUGAACUGGCUCUGCAGCCGCCCGUGGUCUCUAAGGAAACUCUGGAGAUAUUCUCAGAUGACAUUGAGAAGAGGAAGCGUCAGCGCCAGAAGAAGGCUCGGGAGGAACGCCGCCGGGAGCGCAGGAUUGAGAUGGAGGAGAAUAAGAAACAGGGCAAGUAUCCAGAAGUCCACAUUCCCCUAGAGAAUCUACAGCAGUUUCCUGCCUUCAAUUCCUAUACCUGCACUUCUGAUUCUGCUUUGGGUCCCACCAGCACCGAGGGCCAUGGUGCCCUCUCCCUUUCUCCUCUUAGCAGAAGUCCAGGUUCCCAAGCAGACUUUCUGCUGACCCCUCUGUCACCAACUGCCAGUCAGGGCAGUCCUUCAUUCUGCGUUGGGAGUCUGGAAGAAGACUCUCCCUUCCCUUCCUUUGCCCAGAUGCUGAGAGUUGGAAAAGCAAAAGCAGAUGUGUGGCCCAAAACUGCUCCAAAGAAAGAUGAAAACAGCUUAGUUCCUCCUGCUCCUGUGGACAGCGAUGGGGAGAGUGAUAACUCAGACCGUGUUCCUGUGCCCAGUUUCCAAAAUUCCUUCAGCCAAGCUAUUGAAGCAGCCUUCAUGAAACUGGACACACCAGCGACUUCAGAUCCCCUCUCUGAAGAGAAAGGAGGAAAGAAAAGAAAAAAGCAGAAACAAAAGCUCCUGUUCAGCACCUCAGUCGUCCACACCAAGUGACACUACUGGCCCCGGCUCCCGUCUCCAUCUGGUUUUUUUUCUGUGCUUUUGUUUUGCUGCUGUAAUUUUUAAGUAUUUGAGUUUGAACCGAUUAGCUCUGGGGGGAGGGGGUUUCCACAGCGUGAGGGGGAACCAAGAAAAUUUUAAUACAGUGUAUUUUCCAGCUUCCCAUCUUUACACCAAAAUAAAGUAUUGACACUCACAAGAGA
This is a messenger RNA of Suricata suricatta (meerkat), 2650 nucleotides long. RefSeq names its product ring finger protein 10 (gene RNF10). The record is from RefSeq and is a predicted model, not a curated record. Bases 21 to 2441 code for a protein of 806 amino acids. NCBI's taxonomy places the organism in Eukaryota, Metazoa, Chordata, Mammalia, Carnivora, Herpestidae. Gene Ontology annotation, biological process: positive regulation of myelination; positive regulation of transcription by RNA polymerase II. Gene Ontology annotation, molecular function: transcription cis-regulatory region binding. The transcript is spliced from 17 exons.